Messenger RNA from Penicillium odoratum, 2709 nucleotides. RefSeq lists its product as uncharacterized. The transcript is spliced from 3 exons. The record is from RefSeq and is a predicted model, not a curated record. NCBI's taxonomy places the organism in Eukaryota, Fungi, Ascomycota, Eurotiomycetes, Eurotiales, Aspergillaceae. The coding region runs from base 1 to 2709 and encodes 902 amino acids.
AUGACGGGAAACGAGAGAUCGAACUCGGUCCCUGAGAGCGAGAAACCGCCAGCUAAGAAAGCUGCCCUUGGCCCUUCUGCUGAAUACUCUAUUGAUUUUGAUUCUUCAGCUGCUUCCCCCGUUGGACAUCCUAGAAAAUGGACCUUUACAAAGAUGGCCGAUAUCCCUCUGUCUAUAAGAUCCGAGAAUAUUUCAAAGUUCUCCAUCGAGUUCCUACAUCAAGGAAUGUUAGGGAAAUCCCUAGAUAUCCCGGCAAAUCAUUGUGUUGCCAGACUGACCUUCCAGAAUGAACAGGAAUAUGUUACUGACUAUGCAGCUGCUGGCACCAAAGGCAUAUUGAUAGAUCUCCAUUUCGACUUGAACGCCUACAACAGUGGAAGUGUACGGGGACCAAGUCACGUGGGCCAAUUGCACAUAAAGCCCUUCAAGUACGAUGGCAAGCAUCGGGACGCGGCAUAUGUUUUUGAGGUACCAAUGAAAAGAACCAACGGGAUGACUUUCCAGGUCAAAGACUUCCUUCGGGUUAUUCAAAGCAAUGACUUGAUGCCGGUUUCAUUCAACCUCAUGGAAGACGAUGCCUUUGCCUGCAAAGACUUCAACUCGCAAUAUCUCUACUGUCUGAACAAGGCCGAUGUCCUCGAUAUCCCGGCUAACACUGCUCAGGAAUUUUACUGUAAAUUCAAUUAUAACUACCAGGAAAAGAAAAAUUUCGGCCAGCCAGACUCGGAGCCCAUGCCAUACGAGAUUCCUGUGGGUUAUGCAGUAUUUAAUCCCACUUAUUUCGACAAGCAUGUAGCUCUUCCUGGAGUUGCUUAUAGAGGGAAACUUCUGUAUGUGUUUCUGCCCGAAAUGCACACUCUCAUUUCGCUUCCUCAGGAGGUACUGGAGCUGAUUUGCGGGUCUGUGGCAUUCGAUGACUUGCCCAGUAUACGGGCCUUGGCUCAGACAUGCAAGGCAUUUCAGAUCGCCACCAUGAAACACCGAUUUCAAAACGUUGAAAUAUUCGUCGCUCGCCGAGCAGAGCUUGCGAAAGAGCUUCGUCAAUUGAUUAAAGUUCUGGGAAAGAAUUCUGCCUUCACCGCCGUGCGACAAUUGACAGUCCUGGGGAAGCUGAUUCCCAUUGAACAUGAUCCCGAGACUCCCAAAGAACGCGCGCAACGUGUCUCCGAUGUCAAGUUGGCUCGCCGUCUGAGGCAAAUUCAUGGUGACGAUUCUGGUGAAGAUGAUGCGAGCUCAACCCCCCAGGAACCAGCACGUGAUGAUUGGGGUCUGUUGCCAAAUUUUGUAAAACAGCUUCAAGGCCUCCGGGACUUCAACUGGUGCUGUGAGACCCUGUUUCCACCGUGUCUGCUAGACAUCUUACAUCAAUCACUUCCACGCUGUGAGCUACACAUUUUCGCCUUCAAACUGCCCAGUUUGUAUUAUAACCCACUGGAGCCUCAAGACAUCAGCGACUAUGAAUUCUCGCUUGCUACAUCACCUUCCCUUUCGACCAUCAUGGUGCCUGUUUUCCACGAUGAUGAUGAAUAUGAGUUUGAAGAUUCAAAUGAUCACAAAGAUGGUCAUGUUGAAUACAACAAGGAGGCGGCAAUUCAACUCGCGUCUGGGUUGGCCCCUAAUCUGAAGACUGUUCGUAUUCUCAUCAAGGACUAUGACUAUGAGCUGGAACCGCUGCAACCCUGGCAAGGCUUUUUCCCGUCAAAUCCUAGCAAAAUAAAAGCGAAUUUGCACCCGAGAAAUUUAGAGGAGCUGAGUUUGAGCCCCGCUGCUGAGGAUAUCUUCAAACCCUGGACUGUGCAAAGCAACUUUUCCAAUCUUCAGGCUUUGCAACUGCUUGAUGCCAGGGUUGACGCCGUGGUACUGGCAGCUAAAUGCCAAUUCCCAUCCCUGAAGGCCCUCGUCCUCGAGAUGAUUGAUCCCAGCGAUGAUGCUGCUUACCGGGAUUUUGAUGCAGCAGCGAGUGCUUUCAUCUCCUCUCUCCCUCCGUUACAGAGCAUUCGUUUCACGUCUUGCGAAAAGGAGAAAACAUUGAAAGCCAUCCUGGAUCGCCAUGCAGACUCAUUAUGUUCUUUAUCCCUCUGGACGGAAGCUAAAACAUACGAAGAGGGAAACGCCAUUUCAGAAGAGUGGAUCACCCAAAUUCGAGACAGCUGCCCAAAUCUGUGCAAUCUAGGUCUCCCCGUUGCACGCACAAAGGGAAACCACGAGGAGGUUCAAAUCUACCGAAUUAUUGCCGGCAUGCCUCAUCUGACCGAUUUGUCUUUACAACUUGUUUGCGAAGGCUGGGAGGAAGAUGAGGAUACAGGCUUAUCUUCAUCAAGCUUUCUGGUCUCAGACACCGAGAAAGCACGAGAGCUCCUUGUUAGCUAUGCAGUCGACGCUACCCUUGCACGAGAAAUAUUUUCGGUCAUUGGGGAAAAUCGCAAUUUGCAACGCCUUGACUUGAACAUGGUUGUCGAGGUCUGUCCCAUGCAGUUAGCUGACAUCACAAAUUUGAUGCAUCGCCGGUGGAGGUGUAUCAGAGCCGAUGGAGACAGGGUCAUUGUUCGGGAAGCUGAGGAAGAAAUGAGAAAGUACACAGAACGCACAUCCAUGGUGGACCUGGAGGAAUAUGAGCCGGUCUUCCGUGAGCUGUGGCCAAAGAAAAAUGCAGAAUGGGUGAAUGAUUGGCAUAGCUUUCCACUUCAAAGAGGCUCAAAGGGUCAAUGA